UCAUGAUUUAUUUAAAGGCCGAGCCGAGUGUUUCCCCCUGCUCCAUUCAUUCCAAUUUCCUCCUCAAUCAGGAAAAACAAAUCCAUACUAAAUUUAGACCAAACCAUACAAAAAAGCCGAUUCGAUCUUACGAGUUUUCCAUUCAAAACGCCAUUUCAGGAAACAGAAUUUACAAAUGGCGAUUUCGGUUUCUCGGACGGGAAGGAAUUUGCAGCGCUACAACAAAGGUCACCGCCUCGUCGUAGGAUGCGUGCCUUACAGAUUCUCAAGAAAGGGAGGUGAGGUGGAGGUCCUGAUGAUAAGUUCACUGAAGAAAGGCCGAGAAGCAAUGAUGUUUCCAAAGGGAGGUUGGGAGUUAGAUGAAUCUAUUGAAGAAGCAGCUUCUCGUGAAUCUUUUGAAGAAGCCGGAGUUGUUGGCCUUCUUGAGCGAGAGUUGGGGAAAUGGAGCUUCAUGAGCAAGAGCCGGGCUAUCUAUCACGAAGGCUACAUGUUUCCUUUGCUGGUCACACAACAACUUGAUCUCUGGCCAGAGAAGAAUCUUCGAACAAGAGCCUGGAUGUGCGUUGAUGACGCUAGAGAAGUUUGCCAACAGAUUUGGAUGAAAGAAGCAUUGGAUAUGUUAGUUGACAGACUCAAAUGUGAUGAUAGUCUUAGUAGGGAGGCACCGCCAAGGAUUAGUUCUGUUCUGUAAAGCUCUCUAUAGUAGAUAGGCCAAAAUAGAAGCAAUGUUUACUAGUUUAUUUGUGUGUGUUAUAUUUCUGUUUCUGUUUUUACUUCUUUCGUUAAUAACUGAAUUUCUUGUGGAAUUAUACUCCGUAGUUUUUUUGUACAUAUGACAGCUCUAUAUACGAUGUUUUUAAUACAACUGAAAUUUUCUGAUUUGUCCAAUUUAGUAUGGUUAAUUUAAGUAUGUACUUUAAAAUUGUCA
Cuscuta europaea is the source of this 928-nucleotide messenger RNA. The record is from the annotation of a GenBank genome assembly. NCBI's taxonomy places the organism in Eukaryota, Viridiplantae, Streptophyta, Magnoliopsida, Solanales, Convolvulaceae.